Messenger RNA from Chionomys nivalis (European snow vole), 1183 nucleotides. RefSeq names its product carbonyl reductase [NADPH] 1-like. The record is from RefSeq and is a predicted model, not a curated record. NCBI's taxonomy places the organism in Eukaryota, Metazoa, Chordata, Mammalia, Rodentia, Cricetidae. Gene Ontology annotation, molecular function: carbonyl reductase (NADPH) activity. The transcript has 3 exons. The coding region runs from base 142 to 975 and encodes 277 amino acids.
GCCUUUAGUGAGAACCUCCCCAGCUCACCUCCCCUAGAAAAACCCUGCUUUUAACUAAACCCUGCAGCUACUUCCGGGCUACAGAGCUUGUCCCAGGUUCACUGCUCUCCAACCGGACCGCAACCCUACAGCCACCCAGCCAUGUCGUCCUGCAGCCGCGUGGCGCUGGUGACCGGGGGUAACAAGGGCAUAGGCUUAGCCAUCACGCGUGACCUCUGUCGGAAGUUCUUGGGGGACGUGGUGCUCACCGCCCGGGACGAGGCUAGGGGCAAGGCUGCGGUGCAGCAGCUGCAGGCGGAGGGCCUGAGCCCGCGCUUCCACCAGCUGGACAUCGACGACCUGCAGAGCAUCCGCGCCCUGCGAGAAUUUUUGCUCAAGGAAUACGGGGGACUGGACGUGCUGGUCAACAAUGCGGGCAUCGCCUUCAAGAAUGCUGACCCAACCCCCUUCCACAUUCAAGCAGAAGUGACAUUGAAAACAAACUUUUUUGGUACCCAAGAUGUCUGCACUGAGCUGCUGCCUCUAAUGAAACCCCGAGGCAGAGUGGUGAACGUAUCAAGCAUGGCGAGUCUCAUGGCCCUGAAAAACUGCAGCCCGGAGCUGCAGCAGAAGUUUCGAAGUGACACCAUCACAGAGGAGGAGCUGGUGGGGCUCAUGAACAAGUUUGUGGAGGACACAAAGAAAGGAGUGCAUGAGAAAGAAGGCUGGCCUAAUAGUGCUUAUGGGGUGAGCAAGAUUGGGGUGACAGUCCUGUCGAGAAUCCAUGCCCGGAAACUCAGCGAGCAGAGGAAAGGGGACAAGAUCCUCCUCAAUGCCUGUUGCCCUGGGUGGGUGAGAACAGACAUGGCAGGACCAAAAGCCACCAAGAGCCCCGAAGAAGGAGCAGAGACCCCCGUGUACUUGGCUCUUUUGCCACCAGAUGCAGAGGGACCUCAUGGGCAGUUUGUUCAGGAAAAAAAGGUAGAACAAUGGUGAGCUCAACUCUCGCCUCUUCCCACAUCAACUCUCCCUCUCUUUGUAUUCUGUUGGUGAGGACCAAGGGACAUUGAUAAUAUACUAACACAAUAUACUAAUUUAACACUCUUUAACAACUUGACUGAUUGACCUUUGUAAUUCUGUGAAUUGUUUUAUGAUUCCCUCUGUGAUACAGGAUGAGAAAAAGUCAAUUCUGGGAAAAAAAUAA